CUGUGGUCCACCGAGGCACGUGAGGGCGCUGUUUGCUCGACUCUGACGCUCGUUUUCACACAGUAUCGACGAGGAAAUGAAGAUGGCUGCAACCAUAAAGGCAACUGGCGGUGUCGAAGAUGUCAAUGUCACUUUCGAGGACCAGCAGAAGAUCAACAAGUUUGCCAGGAGCACGAAUCGAAUGACAGAGUUAAAAAAAGAAAUUGAGUCAAAGAAGAAGUCACUGCAGAACUUGCAGGAUGCCAGCGACGACCUAAUGAUGUUUGACGACGACUCGUUGUUGAUCCCUUACCAGAUCGGUGACGUCUUCAUUAGUCACACGCAGGAAGAAACGCAAGAGAUGCUGGAGGAUGCCAAGGAAGCGUUGAAGCAGGAGGUCAAAGGACUUGACGAGAGGGUGUCGGCCAUCCAGCAGCUGUUGUCGGAUCUGAAAGUGCAGCUCUACGCUAAGUUCGGUAACAACAUCAACUUGGAGGCGGAUGAAAGCUGAGCUGGGACUUUUUCUGCAAACCCAGUAUGGACUUUGACAGAACAUUUGACACACAAGCAGGAGGUCUAGUUGGACCCGCCCUGCGAUGUUACCACCAAGAACCACAAGGACAACGAUAAACAAUGGGAAGAAAGCAGUGAAUUAAUAAAUGCCUUUCAAGUGUA
This is a messenger RNA of Hippocampus zosterae (dwarf seahorse), 654 nucleotides long. It is a transcript of the gene pfdn4, whose product is annotated as prefoldin subunit 4. The record is from RefSeq and is a predicted model, not a curated record. Lineage: Eukaryota; Metazoa; Chordata; Actinopteri; Syngnathiformes; Syngnathidae. Gene Ontology annotation, biological process: protein folding. The transcript is spliced from 4 exons. The coding region runs from base 77 to 490 and encodes 137 amino acids. Gene Ontology annotation, cellular component: cytoplasm; prefoldin complex.